This is a messenger RNA of Aspergillus ibericus CBS 121593, 894 nucleotides long. RefSeq names its product mitochondrial 54S ribosomal protein uL3m. The transcript has 2 exons. Gene Ontology annotation, cellular component: mitochondrial large ribosomal subunit; ribosome. Bases 1 to 894 code for a protein of 297 amino acids. The record is from RefSeq and is a predicted model, not a curated record. Lineage: Eukaryota; Fungi; Ascomycota; Eurotiomycetes; Eurotiales; Aspergillaceae. Gene Ontology annotation, biological process: translation. Gene Ontology annotation, molecular function: structural constituent of ribosome.
AUGUCCCCUCGUCUCCCCGGGAAGCUGGCCCAGCUUCCUCUUACUCCGAUCUGGGCCCCUCAAUGCAUUGUCCGCAGCCAUGUCCCCGUCCGCACCUUCGGUAUCCGGUCGUUGAACCCCCCCAAGAACUCGCGCUUCAACGUCAGCCAUGAUCUGCCCGUGCUGAAGUCGACUCCCACCGCCGCCCUCGAACGCAAGGCAAACACUCUCCCUCUCCGAACCGGCGCCAUCACCUUCAAGAAGGGCAUGACCGCCGUUUAUGACCCUGAGACCGGGAAGCGCGUGGCUUGCACUGUUCUCCAGCUGGACCGGGUCGAGGUCGUUUCGCACAAGACCCGCCAGAAGCACGGAUACUACGCCGUCCAACUGGGAGCUGGCUGGAGGCGCCCUGGCAACCUUACCAAGUCCCUGCUGGGUCAUUUCACCGCCAAUGGUAUCUCGCCGAAGCGUCACGUUUACGAAUUCCGGGUCAAGGAUGAGAGCGGUCUCUUGCCUGUCGGGCAGGCGGUCAAUGCCGAUUGGUUCCAGGAAGGCCAGUAUAUCGAUGCUCGGUCUAACACAAAGGGUAAGGGCUUCGCGGGUGUAAUGAAGAGACAUGGCUUCGGUGGUCAGGAUCGCAGUCACGGUGUCAGUUUGACGCACCGUUCGCUCGGUUCGGCCGGUCCCAGUCAAGGUGGUGGUUCCCGUGUUUACCCCGGAAAGAAGAUGGCGGGAAACAUGGGUAAUGAGCAAAAUACGGUCCAGAAUCUGAAGAUUCUCAAGGUGGAUCUGGAGAAUGGACUCGUUGUGGUCAAUGGCUCCGUCAGUGGACCCAAAGGCUGCGUCGUCAGGAUACAGGAUGCUAUCAAGAAGCCAUGGCCGGAAGCCGUUCCCUCGUCUGAGGCAUCUUCAUAG